AUGUUGUCCGCAUCAUCUUCCAGCUCUGAACUGGAGACUGCCGACGACGCUUCCGUCGAACACGCCGCACUCGCCUACGAGCGCGUGAGGCGUGAACAUGCGCUGCAGCGCUACUUAAAGGCCCGAGAAGCGUACGAGGUCGCGUGCAUCGCACGCGAGCGGCGCCAGCUUGUCGUGCAGUCACACAACCACACGCUGCGACUGCUGGGGCAGGUCGUUUGUGAUGUGAAGGCGGUCGUCGAUGGAACUCUGAAAGAAGGGUUGUCGGUGCGAGAGUCCACAGCCACAGCUGCAGAGAUGCUGCUCGCAUCUUCUUGCUACAAGAGGGCCGAGCGCGGUCUUGUGACUUUGUUGGCGCAUGAGGGACGGCAGCACGAAGUGUUACGGGCCGCUACCUCGCCGGCAACCGAAACGUCUCGUAUACCGCAAGUUUUUUCGUCCGGCUCGCGGGCUGAGAAGCCAGUCGCAUCGUCGCCAGCAAAGCACAUGCUGCGUCCGCUGCUUCUCCUGUGUGAGUGGCGGCUUGACUACGCGACUCUGCUGUGCCGCCAACGCUUGCCCCUGUUUUCGGAGUUGGCGCGUGCCCAGCGAGUGGUUUCCAACUCCCGUGAGAGCGCCAGAGAGGCACGUGGGCGCAUGAGCGCGCCGACGACACCUGUCGUGCAACGGUGUCAGGUGCAGGUUGCGGAAGCCAGGGCCUCGCUUGCUAAGGCGAGAGCAUUUCAACGGUCUCUCAAGGAUCGUCUUCAUCAACUACAUCAAAUGUUGAGCCGAAGCGCACCUGUUCACGCCGAGAGUGGUGUCUUCGUGGAUGCUGGUGUUGCAGAGGAGAUUCAAGCACGACUUCGGCAGGAGCUCGCCGUCGGCCACGUUACACUGCUGCGUAUUCUGUGCGAGAGUUUGAGUGGCGCGUUUGACGAGAGAGGGCGACUGACGGCUCUCUGA
Messenger RNA from Leishmania major strain Friedlin, 945 nucleotides. RefSeq lists its product as hypothetical. NCBI's taxonomy places the organism in Eukaryota, Euglenozoa, Kinetoplastea, Trypanosomatida, Trypanosomatidae. Bases 1 to 945 code for a protein of 314 amino acids. The transcript has a single exon. The record is from RefSeq and is a predicted model, not a curated record.